AUGUUCUUCUCUGGAACCCUGCAGGAAGGUAUCGCUUUAGCGGUCUCGCAAGCUAAAGCGGUAAUAUGCUUUGUUCGAGAUAAUGAUCAAACAAGUGACCUCUGGGAAGAGGAUUAUUUCGCUGACAAGGAUUUCGCACAACUACUCGAAUCGAGAUCUGUCCUGUUGCGACUCACUAAGGAUUCCCAGGAAGCUACGUUCUUGACGUCCUUUUGUCCCGUAACGUCGUUUCCUGCUGUUGUGGUAAUCAAGAAUGGAAUGCUGCGGGAAUAUCUUGUGCCGGAUAUCUCGAAGGAUGACUUUCAUAGUCGGCUGAAGGCUGCUCUAGAGGACAGUAAACCAACUGGUCAGCUUAGUCCGAACUCGCCGGCUCAAGGUGCCCAGGGCCAUACUACGAAUCCAUCCUCCAGUUCUCAUACAGCGCCCGUGGCUGCAUCCCAGCCUGAGCCUUCACCAGCUCCUGCCGCUGCUAUUUCGACGCCAGCGCCAGCUUCAUCUGAGCCGCAAGGAAGUGGAUCACAAAGGCAACAAGGUCAACAGGAAUAUAAUAGUCUACGUGCCGGCGGGAGGACAUAUAGAGUUGAAACACCUAGCCAAACACCGAAACCCCGGCCAAAGAAGCAAGAAACGCUGAAACCGCAGGGAAUAGGCAAACCCAAGGAUAGCACAAAAAAGCAGAAGGAACCAGAAGCAAAAGCUACGAACAAUAGUGCAUCCGUCAAAAUCACCAACACGCCCGCAGAGGACCGCAAACCACAAACACCAACACCACCCAAACAAUAUCGACUUCAGGUCCGUCUGUUCGAUGGAAGUUCUAUCCGGUCCAGCUUUUCACCUUCACAAACCAUCCGCGGAGAUGUCCGUCCCUGGAUUGACAGCCAGCCUGGUGACGAAAAGCGCCCAUAUAAUCUCAAACACAUUCUGACUCCCCUGCCGAAUCGGACGCUUACUAUCGCCGAGGAAGAACAGACGCUCACAGAGCUCGGGCUGGGCUCCACGGCGAAUUUGGUCAUGGUUCCAAUCAAUACAUAUACAGAAGCCUAUUCGGCCACUGGUUCCAGCUUACCAGCCGGGCUGUAUCGUCUGCAUAUGAACUUGUUUCCUCUGCGGUGGGCACCGCCACGGGUCUCGUAG
Molecule: messenger RNA, 1134 nt
Organism: Aspergillus bombycis
Lineage: Eukaryota; Fungi; Ascomycota; Eurotiomycetes; Eurotiales; Aspergillaceae
Product: UBX domain protein
Exons: 4
Coding region: 1-1134 (377 amino acids)
Molecular function (GO): protein binding
Source: RefSeq, a predicted model, not a curated record